GCUACGUACAGAACGUUAAGCGGCUACGUACAGAACGUUAGGCGGCUACGUACAGAACGUUAGGCGGCUACGUACAGAACGUUAGGCGGCUACGUACAGAACGUUAGGCGGCUACGUACAGAACGUUAGGCGGCUACAUUACAGAACGUUAGGCGGCUACGUACAGAACGUUAGGCGGCUACGUACAGAACGUUAGGCGGCUACAUUACAGAACGUUAGGCGGCUACGUACAGAACGUUAGGCGGCUACGUACAGAACGUUAGGCGGCUACAUACAGAACGUUAGCUAACUGACUUGGUUUAUUAGUGCUAACUUGAUGCAGAUGGUACUGCAUUUUGACACCUAUUGGAGCCCUACAUGGACGAGAAGUUCAUUACCCGAGCCUUCGGCACCAUGGGGGAGUUGGUGGUGAGUGUACGGAUUAUACGCAACAAGAUGACUGGUAGGGGUGCAGCAGGCUACUGCUUCGUGGAGCUGACGGAUGAAGCCACAGCUGAGAGGUGUCUUCGUAAAGUCAAUGGAAAAGCACUGCCAGGAGCCACACCGCCUCGAAGAUUCAAGUUAAACCGGGCCACUUUUGGGAAGCAAGGAGAAAGCGGUCCACUCUAUUCCCUAUUUGUUGGGGAUCUCACACCUGAAGUGGAUGACGGGAUGCUCUACGAGUUCUUUUACAACCGCUACCCUUCCUGUCGUGGGGGGAAGGUGGUGCUGGAUGGCACGGGGAACUCCAAGGGUUGUGGGUUUGUCCAGUUCCCAGACCAGAGGCUUCAGAAGCUGGCACUGGAGGAGUGUCAGGGAGCGGUGGGGCUCGGGAGCAAGCCCCUACGACUGAGCCUAGCUGCUAACAAAACUCGACAUAAUCAAUCAGACAACAGGGGAUGGGGGUCCCACGGAGGAGGCUACAGACACAACCACAACCAAUACAAUCAGCACAAUCAACAGCCGUACGGUAGUGGAUGGGGCUCUUGGGGCUACGACCAGAAUGGGGGCAACUAUGGCGGCUACAACUACAACCAGUAUGAUUACACACAGAAUCCUGCACAGGAAUAUGAAGCUUUUGAAGAUGAUGGUCUGGAAGAUCCUAACCCAGAGCUGGAUGUGGUGGAAGCCAACAGGAAGUUUAUGGAACACAGUGAGGAACUGUAUGAUGCCCUUAUCCAGUGCCACUGGCAACCCUUGGAAUCCUCGGAACAAACCUUUGGAACCACGAGUACCCUUCUAGAACCUGUCUACUGUUGAGGCAAUAUCCUCUUGCUAUGUUAUUUGGCCUUUCAUAUUAUUUUCUGUAGGCUAAAGACAUCCCCAGUCCUUGACAAUAACUGCCAUUUACUUACAAAUGUUUGUUUGUUAAUCAACAAAAAAAAUAUUUAUUUUGUGCAUCUAUUGACAUCUCUUUUUUUUCUUUGUUUUUUUUAAAACAACAAAUAAACUGGACACGUGGCUCAUCCUGUA
This is a messenger RNA of Oncorhynchus gorbuscha (pink salmon), 1452 nucleotides long. RefSeq names its product tRNA selenocysteine 1-associated protein 1-like. Gene Ontology annotation, biological process: selenocysteine incorporation. The record is from RefSeq and is a predicted model, not a curated record. Lineage: Eukaryota; Metazoa; Chordata; Actinopteri; Salmoniformes; Salmonidae. The transcript is spliced from 9 exons. Gene Ontology annotation, molecular function: tRNA binding. Gene Ontology annotation, cellular component: nucleus. The coding region runs from base 358 to 1239 and encodes 293 amino acids.